AUGCAUGUUCGUCACACUGAGGACAAGGUUCCUCACUCUGAGGAGAAGGUUGCUCACUCUGAGAACAAGGUUCCUCACUCUGAGGACAAGGUUCCUCGCACUGAGGACAAGGUUCUUCACUCUGAGGACUAGGCUCCUCACUCUGAGAACAAGGUUCCUCACUCUGAGGAGAAGGUUGCUCACUCUGAGGACAAGGUUCUUCACGCUGAGGACAAGGUUCCUUACACUGAAGACAAGGUUCCUCACUCUGAGAACAAGGUUCCUCACUCUGAGGACAAGGUACCUCACACUGAGGACAAGGUUCCUCACUCUGAGGACAAGGCUCCUCACUCUGAGAACAAGGUUCCUCACUCUGUAGACAAGGUUCCUCACACUGAGGACAAGUUUCCUCACUCUGAGGACAAGGUUGCUCACUUUGAGAACAAGGAUCCUCACUCUGAGGACAAGGUUCCUCACUCUCAGAACAAGGUUUCUCACUCUGAGGACAAGGUCCCUCACACUGAGGACAAGGUUGCUCACUCUGAGGACAAGGUUUGUCACUCUGAGAACAAGGUUCCUCACACUGAGGAGAAGGUUCGUCACUCUAAGGACAAUGUUCCUCAAACUGAGAACAAGGUUCCUUACUCUGAGAACAACGUUCAUAACACUGAGGACAAGGUUACUCACAUUGAGGACAACGUUCCUCACUCUGAGAACAAGGUUCCUCACGCUGAGGAAAAGGUUCCUCACUCUGAGGACAAUGUUCCUCACUUUGAGGACAAGGUUUCUCACUCUGAGGACAAGGUUCCUAACACUGAAGACAAGGUUCCUCACCCUGAGAACAAGGUUCCUCAGUCCGAGGACAGGGUUGCUCACUCUGAGGACAAGGUUCAUCACUCUGAGGACAAGGUUCAUCACUCUGAGGACAAGGUUUUCACUAUGAGGACAAGGUUUCUCGCGCUGAAGAGAAGGUUCCUCACCCUGAAGCCAGGUUUCUCACUCUGA
Paramuricea clavata is the source of this 984-nucleotide messenger RNA. The record is from the annotation of a GenBank genome assembly. Lineage: Eukaryota; Metazoa; Cnidaria; Anthozoa; Malacalcyonacea; Plexauridae.